AUGUCUUCCUUGGACAAAUCAAUCGAAUUCAUAACUCCUCAGCUGGACCAGAUAGCUAAAACAGACCCCAGUGAGAGAAAUGCUUUCAUAAUUGGAGUGUCAGGGCCUCAAGGAUCUGGUAAAUCAUACUUGACUCAACAUCUUGUUUCACGACUGAGUUCAAUCUAUAAAAGUAUAAAUAUUGUUGGCAUGUCAAUGGAUGAUUUUUAUCUGACACGAAGAGCACAGAAAGAACUAAGUGAUGAAAAUCCCAAUAAUCCAUUGAUUUCGGGUAGGGGCUUACCUGGAACUCAUGACUUGCCUCUUCUUAUUGAUGCUUUGAACCGGAUUAUCCAACGAGCUAUCAACUGGCAAAUUCCCAGGUACGACAAGUCGCUGUUCAGUGGACUAGGUGAUAGAUCUCCGGCAGAUGAAUGGCUUGUUGUUGAUCAAUCACCAAUUGACGUAGUAGUUUUUGAAGGAUGGUUCAAUUCGUUUACUCCCUUUGAUAAUGAAUCGGAAUUGCUAAUCAGAUGGAAGAAAAUUGUCGAAAUUUCACCUAGUUUUGUUGGGAUUGAAAGGGAAAACGUUAUAUUCUUGAAUAAUGAACUGGAAAGGUAUUUACCGGUGUGGAAUACUUUUGAUACACAGAUAAUUUUAAAGACAAAUUCUGUGGAAAACGUUCGAACUUGGAGAUUAGAACAGGAACAUAAGUUGAUAGCAGAGAAGGGCAUGGGCAUGACCGACGAGCAGGUACAAGCAUUCAUAGAUAGGUACAUGCCUGCUUAUUAUCUUUAUUAUGAAAAGCUAUUGAAUAAUAAUUCCAUAUGUGUGGGAAAGACUUUGAGCCUGGAUAUUUCCCUUACGAGGCAAGUACUGGGCAGUGCUUUGAUAUAA
This is a messenger RNA of Komagataella phaffii GS115, 876 nucleotides long. RefSeq lists its product as uncharacterized. NCBI's taxonomy places the organism in Eukaryota, Fungi, Ascomycota, Pichiomycetes, Pichiales, Pichiaceae. Gene Ontology annotation, cellular component: cytoplasm. The transcript has a single exon. Bases 1 to 876 code for a protein of 291 amino acids. The record is from RefSeq and is a predicted model, not a curated record.